CAAAGUUCCGCAUAUCGCAUUUUUGUUCGAAAGCAGGAAGUGAUGAAUUUGUGCUUCUUUCGAAAAGCGCGUUGCCUAGCAAUCAGCUUCGAUAUUCGGAAAAGUAGCGAGUUGCCUAGCAAUUUACAAAGUAAAUAAACUAACAAACAAAUCAUUUGAAACAAGUUCGUCAUAAAUGUCCUGCACAUUAUGUAACUUGCACGCGUGGGCUGUUGUUAUGUAAUGGAAAUUCAUCUUGAUCUCCUGUGUUAUCAUCUCCAGUCAGGUGUCUGAUUGGCAGUUUUCCAUACAGUUUCACGUCCUAGGAGCAUCAAUCCAGACCUCGUUUGAACCAUGCCCGAGGGACCUGAACUUCACUUGUCCUCACGGUUUGUGAAGAAAGUCGGAGACGCUCGGCAGUUCGCGGGGAAGAUCCUGGAGAGGCUGCCGGCCAACCGUGCUCCGAGGCUGGACGACCUGAACUCCCGGCUGGGCGCCGCCGCCCGGUACACGAUCACCUCCUGGUCGCGAGGGAAGGAGCUGAUGCUGGCCAUCAAGCCGCUGGACCUUCCCGAGACGAGCAAGUACCGGCCCGAGGAGUGGAGCAUCCGCUUCAACUUCGGGAUGACCGGGUGCUUCAAAUUCACUCGGACCGACGAGCUCCCGAAACACGCCAAAGUUUGUUUCACCGCGGUCGGAGAGCCGGCGUGCACUCUCAGUUUCGUGGACAUGCGCGGCUUCGGCCGGUGGACGCCGACCUCGGACUGGUCGGACAACCGCGGCCCGUGCAUCCUCCAGGAGCGUGACCUGUUCCGCGCGCACGUGCUGGCCAGUCUGGAGGCCAGUCCGUUCAGCAAGCCCAUCUGCGAGGUGAUGCUGGACCAGCGCUACUUCAACGGCGUGGGCAACUACCUGCGCGCAGAGGCACUGCACAGGCUGGGUGUGGCGCCGUUCGCUCGCGCCCGCGACCUGCUGGCGUCGCUGCCUGAGCGGCUGGAGCCGGGCCGCAGCGACCUGCUGCACAUGUGCCACCAGCUGGCCGCCGAGGUGGUCGCCCUCGGCGGCGGCAGGCGGUACGACGUGCCGCUGGACGUGCUGCACGAGCUGCUGCCGAGGGACGGCGUCAAGGAGGAGGGGGUGGAGCAGAACGGGCUGAAGAAGGAAGUCAAACGGGAGAGCGCGGUACAGAACGGGUUGAACAAGGAAGUCAAAGAGGAGGGAGAUGAAGGAAAAGAAGAAGUUGAUGCCUUCGAGGAAUGGCUGCAGUGCUACUACCAGCCGGGGAUGAAGAACCUGGUGGACCACCAGGGCAGGACCGUCUGGUUCGCUGGCAGCCCGGGACCAAUGGUCCCUAAAGCGAGAAAACAGCGCCACGAAUCAUCAAAAAAGGCAGAUAAACAAUCCGUGAAAUCGGAGAGCUCCGACGAAGGAAGCUCGCCGCCUGAGAAGCGUGCCAAACGGGCCCCCCGCAGAGGGACCAAGGCUGAACCUGUGGAGGACCAGGCUGUCACAGACCGGCGGGUCAGUUCACGAGGGACGGCUGGGAAGGAGUCCGCCGAGAGAACAGUUAAAGUGAAAAACGAAAUAAGCCGAAAAACUUCCACCGCGUCUAACAAAGCCGCUGGACGGAAAGGUGCGGGUAAGAGUACGAAGUCGCGAUCAGCUGUGGUCGCUGUCCUUCAGAAGACCGAGAGGCCUUCGCCAGGCCAGAGGAGGUCCAAGAGGAUAUCGGCAGCUGCCAGGCAGACGUAGUCUGUCUUCCGUCGACAAAUCGUUCCGAAUUCCCGAGGCAGAGAAAGUGUCAGUGAUUGCUCCUUAUUGUGGUACGUUUACCGCACAUGUAAUUGUGUUUUGAAACGCUUGCUCAUUGCGUCAUCUAUGUGUUUUUAACGUGAACAGGUACAAAAGACGUUUCAUAGGCAUCCUGUAACACCUGUGCUCAGGUGGAACACAAUAUAGUGAAGUGUUUCCCAGCAUUAUCAUCCCAUAGGCCUUCAUUUUCUGGAUACCGUUGGUCAAUAAUGGUUAUAAUUAUUCGUGCGUAUAAUCCGUCGCUGCAAAAGCGCCAAUGAUGCAAAAAAGAUAUAUUUGAUUAUUUUGUUCCGGGUUAGUUCUCUCAAUCCAUUUUCCCUAAAAAAAACAUGUACGGUGUGAAUGAACCUGAAUGAGCGGUUUCGAUUGCUGAGGUUGAGUGCUCAUGUAAAAUGUGUCGAUGCCUACGGAAUCAUUCUGCUCAAUAGCCAUAAAUUUCAUACGAUUUGGUGUCAUCAGCCUUCAGAACUUUUACGGCGCCGCUCGCUGCUCAGUGUAAUACUUUGUUUUU
Molecule: messenger RNA, 2302 nt
Organism: Amphibalanus amphitrite
Lineage: Eukaryota; Metazoa; Arthropoda; Thecostraca; Balanomorpha; Balanidae
Product: endonuclease 8-like 1
Exons: 6
Coding region: 334-1731 (465 amino acids)
Biological process (GO): base-excision repair
Cellular component (GO): nucleus
Molecular function (GO): DNA N-glycosylase activity; damaged DNA binding; DNA-(apurinic or apyrimidinic site) endonuclease activity
Source: RefSeq, a predicted model, not a curated record